CAUAACAGAUGAUAGAUUUACACAAUUUUCUUACCAUGUUGACGUUUUGUGGUUUAUUUGUGCCGCUGAUAGUGAAGAGGUUAACUUCUUAAUCUGAAACUGAAUUUAUAACCAGUAUUUUGGUUAAUAUUGCAAGUGGAGUUGUAGUAUUGUUUUGAAAAAAGUUAAUUGAAGCGUAAAUUAUUUAAUUUAUGAUGAAUAAGCUAACAGAGCUUAACUCAAACGUCGGAUUUCUCCUUAUUAUUUAUAUUUUAUUUAGCAUUUCUUUACAUUAUACUCACGGUAAAGCUGCUGAGUAUGUCACAUGUGGAUCUGUUCUUAAAUUGCUAAAUACAGACUACAAAGUGAGACUACACUCACAUGAUGUUAAAUACGGAACAGGAAGUGGUCAGCAGUCUGUAACGGGGACGGAAUCUCAGGAGGAUGUCAACUCUCAUUGGGUAAUAAAAGGAGAGACAAAAAAACAAUGUGUAAGGGGGGAACCUGUCAAAUGUGGGAGCUCAAUUCGGUUAACACAUCUGGCAACAAAUAAAAAUCUACACUCACAUCACUUCUCUUCACCUUUAUCUGGAAACCAAGAAGUUUCUGCUUAUGGAAAUGAAGGAGAGGGAGACACGGGGGAUCACUGGGUCGUGCUGUGUGAUGGAGAUGCCUGGGAGAGAGACGAGAAAGUCAUGUUGAAACAUGUUGACACUGAUGUCUAUCUGUCAGUCUCUGGGCAGACAUAUGGCAGGCCCAUCAAUGGGCAGCACGAAAUUGUUGGUGUCCAAUGGCCAAACUCUAAUCCUGUUCAUUGGAAGGCGUCAGAAGGUCUCUUCAUCCACCCAAGUGAUUUCAAUCCUAAGAAACAAGUUCAUAUCGAACAUACAGAACUUUAGGCCAACUUGUUCUGUCAUUUGUCAGGACACAAAAGUUUUACUUGUUUUAAAGUACAAGAUAUUGUGGCAUGACAUGUAGUGAUGUUUCAGUAUAACAUGGACAAGUUUAUCAAUUAGAUUCUGGUUUUCCUAUUUUUAAUCAAUUGUUGGGCAUUUAUUUAUUUAUGAACAUUAUUGUGAUAAAAGGGAAAAAAUAUUGUAUUAUUCUUUAAAAGGAUGUGAUUGAAAUUGAUGUGUAACACAUUCCUGUAUAUUGUUCAAAGACUUCGUUAUACAAUACAAAGUGUGUUUGUUUGUCCAAUACUUUGUGUGAAUUGUGAUAGUUAUUUAAAUUGCAGAGUAUUAGCAUAAAGUAUCAGCUUCUAUAGUUGUAUUAUUUAUGACAGUGUAUUGUGUUUUCAACAUGAAUAGUGAAAUAAAUAUUAAAAAUACUUAA
This is a messenger RNA of Homalodisca vitripennis (glassy-winged sharpshooter), 1314 nucleotides long. Its product is annotated as stromal cell-derived factor 2. The record is from RefSeq and is a predicted model, not a curated record. The coding region runs from base 192 to 878 and encodes 228 amino acids. NCBI's taxonomy places the organism in Eukaryota, Metazoa, Arthropoda, Insecta, Hemiptera, Cicadellidae. The transcript is spliced from 5 exons.